Messenger RNA from Cygnus olor (mute swan), 1853 nucleotides. RefSeq names its product Rho GTPase activating protein 8 (gene ARHGAP8). Bases 320 to 1594 code for a protein of 424 amino acids. Gene Ontology annotation, molecular function: GTPase activator activity. Gene Ontology annotation, biological process: negative regulation of endocytic recycling; small GTPase-mediated signal transduction. The record is from RefSeq and is a predicted model, not a curated record. Lineage: Eukaryota; Metazoa; Chordata; Aves; Anseriformes; Anatidae. Gene Ontology annotation, cellular component: cytoplasm. The transcript is spliced from 15 exons.
GACCAAAAGCUUCUGCAUGGAAGAGCUGUUGCAGAAUUGGAGCUCGUGUUUGGAUAUAAAAUCUCACAAGACACAAGCAAGUUUUCCUGGUAGGAGGCAGAGCAGGGUUUAGUUGAGACGGUUUUAACCUCAGGUGGGCCGUGGUAGCCCAGGAGAGUGUUCUGGAACUGGUCCCAUGGUCCAGUCUAGGUGGCUGGGUACAGGAGUGAAGGCUCCUUCUGGAGCAGCAGCCAGGGCCUUUGAAGGGUUGACCUGACAACCAUUUCAUCCUGCACGAAUCAGUUAGCAAGAUCUGCGCAGACUUCCUCCUAAGGGAAACAUGUCUGAGAUUGACUAUGAGAAGUUAGCUGAAAUAGAACUGCAGAAAGAUGAAGCAGAAGAUGCACAGUCAGGACAGGAAAAAACAUUUAUGUCUCCACCAUUUGAGGAUACUGAGCUAAAUAUCAAUCACCCCUACUAUGAUGUUGCAAGACACGGCAUCAUCCAAUUAGCAGGUGAUGACAAUUCUGGAAGGAAGGUGAUUACCUUCAGUUGCUGCCGUAUGCCCCCUUCUCACCAGCUCAAUCACACCAGAUUGCUGGAGUACUUGAAAUAUACUCUGGACCAGUAUGUAGAGAAUGAUUAUAUGGUUGUCUACUUUCACUAUGGCUUGAAGAGUCUGAAUAAACCAUCUCUGAAAUGGUUACAAACUGCCUACAAAGAAUUUGACAGGAAGUAUAAGAAAAACCUUAAAGCACUGUAUGUUGUACAUCCAACGAACUUCAUAAAAAUUCUGUGGAAUAUUUUUAAACCUCUUAUAAGCCAUAAGUUUGGGAAAAAAAUCACCUACUUGAACUAUUUAAGUGACCUGAGAGAACAUCUCAAAUAUGACCAGCUUCAUAUUCCUCAAGAAGUCAUCCAACAUGAUGAAAAUCUUCGGGGGAAACAGAAGGGAAAACUGCCACCUGUUGUUAAAAUUCCUCCACCAAGACCACCUCUACCUACCCAGCAAUUUGGAGUCAGCCUACAAUAUAUCAAGGACAAAAAUAAGGGUGAACUAAUCCCCCCAGUAAUGAAGGAAACCAUAUCCUACCUAAAAAGAAAAGGACUACAAGUAGAGGGCCUCUUCAGAAGGUCAGCCAGUGUCCAGACUAUCAAAGAUGUUCAGAAACUCUACAAUCAGGGCAAGACUGUGAAUUUCGAUGACUAUCAUGAUAUCCAUAUUCCUGCUGUUAUCCUAAAGACUUUCCUUAGGGAACUCCCUCAGCCAUUACUAACCUUUGAAUGUUAUGAUCCUAUCCUUGGAAUCACCAGUGUGGAGAGCAGUUUACGAGUAACCAGAUGUAAACAGAUCAUUCAUGGACUUCCUGAACAUAAUUAUGUUGUUCUGAAGUAUCUGAUAUGCUUUCUCCAUAUGGUUUCGCAGGAGAGCAUAUAUAACAGAAUGACAGCAUCCAGCCUGGCCUGUGUCUUUGGCUUGAAUUUGAUCUGGCCGUCUAAAGGAACAGCCUCGCUGAGUGCUCUGGUACCUCUGAAUCUCUUCACUGAACUACUGAUAGAUUUCUACAUUAAUAUAUUCAACUCCCGAACAGUGCCUGGUGAGAUCUUACCUUAAUGCUCCCAGAAAGGGAAAUGAGGUUAGGCUGCCUAAGGAAAAUGUCUCCGUGCCUCAGCUGGCAGGAGCUUUAUAUUCAGUUCCCUCUCUUAUAAAAAAAAAAUACUUUCAAUAUAGAGUAAAGUUUCUAUAACUUUCCAGGUACCAAAGACAUUGAAAGAAGCACACUGCCCCAUGUGUUCCUCUCAAAUGGGAGAAUAUGAACAUUCAAGGACCUACAGGUCAAAGUGAAUCCCCUUAUUAAACUUGAGCAGUUGAC